This is a messenger RNA of Torulaspora globosa, 1686 nucleotides long. RefSeq names its product Abp1p (gene ABP1). Gene Ontology annotation, molecular function: actin filament binding. The coding region runs from base 1 to 1686 and encodes 561 amino acids. The record is from RefSeq and is a predicted model, not a curated record. NCBI's taxonomy places the organism in Eukaryota, Fungi, Ascomycota, Saccharomycetes, Saccharomycetales, Saccharomycetaceae. The transcript has a single exon. Gene Ontology annotation, biological process: regulation of actin filament polymerization. Gene Ontology annotation, cellular component: plasma membrane; site of polarized growth; cortical actin cytoskeleton.
AUGGCAUUGGAACCCAUAGAUUGCACUAGCCACUCGAGAGAAAUCGAACAGGCAUACCUGAAAGUGGUGAGAGGUGUUGACGCUGAUACAACCUGGCUGAUUAUUUCACCAAACGAGAAAAAGGAAUACACGCCAGCUUUUGUAGGGUCUGCUUUUAGCGAAUUCUUGGAGACUUUUGAUGAUGCUAAGGUUCAGUUCGGACUGGCUCGUGUGUCUCCGCCAGGGUCUGAUGUGGAGAAGCUUAUCUUAAUUGGUUGGUGCCCUGAUUCUGCUCCAAUGAAGACCAGAGCUUCUUUUGCCGCCAAUUUCGGCACAGUGGCCAACCAAGUGCUGAAGGGCUACCAUGUCCAGGUUACCGCUAGAGAUGAGGACGACCUGGACGAGAAAGAACUGCUGCAAAAGAUCAGUAAUGCUGCGGGAGCCCGUUACUCCAUUCAGAUGAACGCUGACAAGCCAAAAGUCACAAGACAGCCGAAGAUUUCGUCUCCACCUCCGGCCAAAGAAUCUCCUAAGCCAAUCAGCCAGUCUCAAACGAAACCUUCCGCAGCAUCUCCUGUUCCAGUUAGAGGUUCUGAUCUUGAAACAGACGAGUGGAACGAGCCUGAGGUGGAGGAACGUGACUUGAACAAGAACCCAUUGCAAGCAAGCCAGUCGACGUACAAGCCGAUUGGCAGAGUAGAUUUGAAGCAAGUUAUUGCCGAGGAAAACGCCAAGGAAGAUCCAAGAUUAGUGAGUGCCACGGAGGCCUCCCGCAAAAUCGCCCCUGAAGCUGAUAUCGCACGUCUGAAGCAGGAAUCAAAAUUGAAGAGGGAUAACGAGAUUAAUAAAUUUUUGGGCACUAAGCCUCCUGUUGCUUCAUCUCCCGCUCAAAAGAACGAUGAUAUGGUUAUCAAGGGCUUCAAGAAUGAAAAGAGCCCUGCUCAACUAUGGGCCGAAAAGAAAGCUGCUGCUUCUGGAUCAUCAGAUAAAGCAGCUGCAGCUCUACAGUCGGAACCAGCCGAGGUACCUGACGAGAAAUUGCCGGUAGAAGAGGAGGAGGAGAAUGUUCAUGACCUGAAGUCAAAGUUCGAGAAACUGGGCACCUUAAGUAAUGAACCACCUAUUAUAAGUCCUCGGCCUGCAGCUUCAAUUCCAUCAGCUCCUGUUGCAGAGAAGGAUGAACCGCCAAAAUUUGACUCCAAAAAGUUUGGUACUCCAUUGCCAGGCAUGCACACUGAGACCUCUAAUGAAGCUAGAGAGGAAAGCGACAGUGACAAUGGCGAUUGGGAUGAUGAAGAGCCAAGCGCACCGACUUUGCCUUCUAGAAACGUAGCCCAGCAUUCUACCAAGACUGAGGAGGAAAACCAAGAAUUGCAAACAUCGCAGGAGUCAAAAACGUUCGACUCUGAGAAGAAAAGCGCAUCUGCUGAAGAAGAACCACCGGCCCCAGCCCUGCCCGCUAGAGAUAGCGGAGCUCCUGCACCUCCACCUCCUGCCAGAAGAUCUGUGCAACAAGCAAAACCUGCUUCCCCAUGCGCUAUUGCAGAGUACGACUACGAAGCGGCAGAGGACAACGAACUAACCUUCAGCGAGAACGACAAGAUCAUCAACAUCGAUUUUGUCGACGAAGAUUGGUGGCUAGGAGAACUGGAGAAAAACGGUGAGAAGGGUUUGUUCCCAAGCAACUACGUAGUGCUCCAAGAAUAA